AUGAACACCGCGCCGGCGUCGGCGUCAGCAUCUGCUACCGGACUCCCAUCAGUUCUUCCUAGUGCUCCUGUUGAAUAUCCUUGUCUCCCCAUAUCAUCCUACAAUUGCUCCAACUUAACUUGUGAUGAGCAAGAUAAUGACACGAAUAAGCUCAAACCUCCCACCUAUAAGUGGCGCUUGGUUAUAGCCUACGACGGGACCCGGUUUUCAGGAUGGCAAUAUCAACAGUCAACUCCAACUGUGCAAUGUAUUGUUGGAGAAGCCUUAACUCGAAUAACAAAAUUAGAACGGAAAGAUCUUCUUUUAGUUGGUGCUAGUAGAACGGACGCAGGAGUUCAUGCCUGGGGUCAGGUAGCACAUUUCAUCACGCCUUUCAACUAUGACAGCCUGGAAGGCGUUCACAAAGCUUUAAAUGGUCUUCUUCCUUCUGAUAUCAGAGUUAGAGAAAUCAGCUCUGUGGUGCCUGAAUUUCAUGCCCGUUUUUCCGUCAAAAGCAAGAUUUAUCAUUACAAGAUUUACAAUGAUACCAUCAUGGACCCGUUUCACCAGCGGUAUGCUUACCAUAGUAUCUAUAAACUCAACGUUGCAGCCAUGAGGGAAGCUGCUAGGCAUUUUGUGGGAAAGCACGACUUCUCUGCUUUUGCCAAUACAUCACGCAAUGAUCGGGUUCCAAACCCAGUGAAGAAAAUCUUUCACUUUAAUGUAAACGAAAUGGGACCUCUUGUGCAACUUGAAGUGGAAGGAUCUGGUUUUCUAUAUAGACAAGUUAGAAACAUGGUUGCUUUAUUGCUUCAAGUUGGGAGAGAAGCAGUUCCCCCCGAUAUAGUCCCCAGAAUUUUGGGAUCUAGAGAUCGUAAGGAACUUGCCGAGUACGCCUUGUCAGUUCCACCACAUGGUCUGUGCCUUUUGGUUGUCAAGUAUAAUGAGGAGCAUCUCGGGCUUCCACCAGGUGGUCCUGCAACUAGUUUUGGUCGGCAUCACAGCAUAAGCAAAUGCAAGUUGCCAUGUUUCUAA
Molecule: messenger RNA, 1014 nt
Organism: Fraxinus pennsylvanica
Lineage: Eukaryota; Viridiplantae; Streptophyta; Magnoliopsida; Lamiales; Oleaceae
Source: the annotation of a GenBank genome assembly